AUGAUUGUUUUACGUGUUACGAGUUUGCUUCUGUGCACACUCGCUAUAUCAGCAGAACUUCCACAUCCACUUUCCGAUGAAUUCAUCGACUUGAUAAAUGUACAACAGAACACGUGGGAAGCUGGUCGAAACUUUCCGUUAAAUACGCCAUUCCAACACAUCAAGAAACUAAUGGGUGCAUUGAAGGAUGACCACUUUUACACGCUUUCUUCGAAAACACAUGAAGCCGAAUUAAUAGCGAGUCUGCCGGAGAACUUUGACCCGAGAGACAAAUGGCCUAAUUGUCCUACAUUAAACGAAAUUAGAGAUCAGGGCUCCUGCGGAAGCUGUUGGGCAUUUGGAGCUGUUGAAGCAAUGACGGACCGCGUAUGUACAUACUCAAAUGGUACAAAACAUUUUCAUUUUUCGUCCGAAGAUCUUUUAAGUUGCUGUCCUAUUUGCGGUCUUGGUUGUAACGGAGGAAUGCCUACGCUGGCAUGGGAAUACUGGAAGCAUUUCGGUCUCGUUUCUGGAGGCAGCUAUAAUUCUAGUCAGGGUUGUAAGCCAUACGAAAUUCCACCCUGCGAACAUCACGUGCCUGGAAACAGAAUGCCGUGUAGUGGUGACACUAAAACCCCAAAAUGUAUCAAACAAUGCGAUUCCAGUUAUAAUGUUCCCUAUAAGCAAGAUAAACAUUAUGGUAAACAUGUUUACUCAGUGAGAGGAGGUGAGGAUCAUAUCAAAGCCGAAUUAUUUAAGAAUGGACCUGUAGAAGGUGCUUUUACUGUAUACUCGGAUUUGCUUGCGUACAAAAGCGGUGUAUACAAACAUGUUGCUGGCGAUGCCCUCGGAGGACAUGCAAUCAAAAUAAUAGGAUGGGGUGUUGAAAACGGCAAUAAGUACUGGCUCAUUGCCAACUCAUGGAACAGUGACUGGGGUGACAAUGGUUUCUUCAAGAUUCUUAGAGGUGAGGACCACUGCGGCAUUGAGAGUUCCAUUGUGGCUGGAGAACCUUUGUUUAACUAA
This is a messenger RNA of Parnassius mnemosyne (clouded apollo), 1005 nucleotides long. The record is from the annotation of a GenBank genome assembly. NCBI's taxonomy places the organism in Eukaryota, Metazoa, Arthropoda, Insecta, Lepidoptera, Papilionidae.